Messenger RNA from Raphanus sativus (radish), 1617 nucleotides. Its product is annotated as meiosis-specific protein ASY2-like. The coding region runs from base 1 to 1617 and encodes 538 amino acids. NCBI's taxonomy places the organism in Eukaryota, Viridiplantae, Streptophyta, Magnoliopsida, Brassicales, Brassicaceae. The transcript has 5 exons. The record is from RefSeq and is a predicted model, not a curated record.
AUGAGUCAGAAGGAAGGUUUCGGUGAGAUUCAAAUCUCUGCUUCCGGUGCUCGUAUUAUGAAGGUUAAGCAAGAAACCGGCGAGAAGAUGAAGAAGGAUGCCAAGAAGAAGAAGGCUAAAGAUUCAAUUGGAGCGAGAGUCUCCAAGCGAAUGAAGAAGAAGGAUGGCGGGAGCGCCUCCACUGGACCUCACUCUCCUUCGCUGUUGAAGAGUCAGGAGGUUGUUAACCUCGUCGUCCAAGCUCACGGCAAGAAGGAUUUAGCCAGAGCUUGUACUGAUGAUGAAACCCCCGAAACCGUCCCGGAGGGUUGGUUCUGUGUCCACGAGAAGUACAUCUCCAAGUGUCACCUUAGGUUCCCUCUUCCAACCCUCUUGUUAGAUCUCCUGGAUCACUAUCAAUUAGCCCUUUCCCAGCUUUGCCCCUCGGUUAUCCGAGUGGUGAAUGGAUUUAUCACCAGGGCUAAGGAAGAAGGGGUUAUCGUAGGGCUGACCGAGUUGAUGAGUCUCUUCUCAAUAAAGGAGAGUUCAACCAAGGAGGGUGGAAGCGGACCUAUUAUCUCCCCUGUCCUCCAGGGCUUGGCCGAGUCCUCAGGACCUCUUGAGAUUAAGGAUCCUGUUAAGUUAUCUGGUAAACUCACCAGAGCUCUCUGUAGGAAGCUGCAACACAGCCCUAGUACCUGGGGAGCUUACACUACCACGAGAAUUGGAUCAGCUAGGUUCCUUGAGCGAUACAAGGCUUCCUUUCCUAAUUCAGUCACGGUUGCAGGUUUAGAAGUUUCUGAAGGUGAAUCGAUAUUGUCAGUCUCAUCGGAAGCUAGUACCUUAGAGAAGACUCAGUCACACAAGAUGCCUCUCCAGCCCUCGUUCCGUUCCAGGGGUAAAUCAACCAAAGCUGCCAGCUCCUCUCGGGGAAGCGACAGGAAUCAAGGAGGAUCCUUCCUCAGCUCUGUGAAGGAAGUCCUCGAUGAUGGAGGCUCUGCUCCUGUUAAAGAUGCCAGUCGCUCCGAGCCUAAAGUUCAGGAAGUUGUCCCUCACUCCGAGGUCCCGGAGACAGAAGCUGAUCCUCAAGUGAUGAAGGAUACUCAUGAGUUUGAGCCUCCGAGGAGUAAGAGGUCCAGGACCGACCAGGUCGACAGACCUUCCAGGUCUUCCUCCUCAUCUUCUAGAGGAGGAACCGUCGGAUGGAAUUUCACUCACUUGAAGCCUGGAUCAGUCUUGGAUGACUCGUGGGGUUUGGCUACGCUGAUGAGGCACAUGAAGAGAACCGGGUGCGCCUUCCCCUCGAUCACCAAUCUCACGAACAAAGAGGAGUACGUUGAGAUUGCCCAUUGCAUGGGUCAGCUGGCUGGAGCUAUCAACAGGGCUCAGUUCAAGUUUGAGGAUACUGUGCUAGUUAGAGCUACUAAGAUGGAGCUUGACAAGGCUCGGGUUCAGGUCUCUGAACUUCAAGCUGAGGUCGAGAGACUUGGCUCCAAGGCCGACAUUCAGCAAGGGAAGAUUGAGAGUCAAGCGAUGGAUAUCCAGGUGAAGGGUAGGAAGAUCGCUGAGUUGGAUUCUGCUCGGAAGAUAGCUGAGUAUCAGGUCAGGGAGCUGAAUACUUCGUCUCAAGACAACUAG